CUCCUGGGGAUUACAUGACGUAAUAUUUAUGCGACAUUGUAGGAUAUUCAGCUGAAUGACAGAAGGGACAUACAUGUAAACUUUAACUGGCCUUAAAUUACGAAAUACCAUGUCGGAUUGUCAAUGGGAGGACUAGAAUCAGGAACAAGAUGCAGCAUCUGUUUAACCAGAGAACCCUGCGGCAGGCUGAUGCCCUGCGCUCCAUGCUCUUGGGUCCAAGCCUCAGCCCGCGCUGGGUCAGUACCUCAGGAGCAUUGUGGACCGCAGCUCCACAUAAGCCAACUGGUGAGGGCCAGAACCAGAGCCCGGCUGACCCAGGCCAGGGGGACCCUGCUGAUAUCCUGGGGGACCGGUCUGUUGGCCUGGUUCAGAGGUUCCGCAGGACCCUGAAGCAAUACGGGAAGGUCAUGAUCCCUGUCCACCUGCUCACCUCCUCCAUGUGGUUUGGAACCUUCUACUAUGCUGCCAUGAAGGGUGUAAAUGUGGUUCCGUUUCUGGAGUACGUUGGCUUCCCAGAGAAGCUUGUGAAGCUGCUGGAGAAUUCCCAGAGUGGAUAUGCUCUGACUGCUUAUGCCAUGUACAAGAUCGCCACCCCAGCCAGGUACACAGUGACAUUAGGGGGAACUUCCCUGUCAAUCAGGUACCUCCGUAAACACGGUCACAUGGCCACCCCGCCUCCUGUCAAAGAGUACCUACAGGACAAGAUGGAGGAGACCAGGGAACGCCUCUCUGAGAAGAUGGAAGAAACAAAGGACAGGCUCUCUGAGAAGAUGGAGGAGACCAGAGAUCGUCUGUCAGGGAGGAUGGGGGAAAACAAGGACAAGUUGGCAGAGAAACUGCAAGAGACCAAAGACAAAGUUUAUUUUAGAAAGAAGAAGGAAUAGAAAAGUUAACUUCUGGAUUGGAUUUAAAAGUACAUGUAUUGUAUAUGGUCAUAUUACAUUUAUUUAAUAUACUGUAUAUAGUAGGUUCAUAUUUGCACUCCCUUAAAGGAGAUGGCUGGACACAUUUCAUGUCUCUGACCACUUUCCUGUAAUGUUAAAACAUGGCUCCCUCCACAGCUAAUAGUUUGCUGCUGGCCUGUUGAAAUAAUGGCUACAUUAGAUUUAGAGAUGAGGAAAAAAAAUUAUUAUUAAGACAUCAUUAUUUUUGAUGGGCAAUGUUUAUGAUGAAAGGUUAAUUGUUGGUGAUAAUGGUUUGGCUCUGUGAGGUUCCACAAAAAUUGAAAACCAAAUUUUUUUCAAGGACCAAUCAGAUGCUCUGUUGUCAUUACCUUUAUUUAAUAAAGAAUGAAAACUGUU
Molecule: messenger RNA, 1301 nt
Organism: Esox lucius (northern pike)
Lineage: Eukaryota; Metazoa; Chordata; Actinopteri; Esociformes; Esocidae
Gene: mims1a
Product: family with sequence similarity 210 member Aa
Exons: 4
Coding region: 150-884 (244 amino acids)
Cellular component (GO): mitochondrion
Source: RefSeq, a predicted model, not a curated record